Pogona vitticeps (central bearded dragon) is the source of this 11831-nucleotide messenger RNA. RefSeq names its product mitogen-activated protein kinase kinase kinase 2 (gene MAP3K2). The record is from RefSeq and is a predicted model, not a curated record. Gene Ontology annotation, molecular function: protein kinase activity; ATP binding; protein binding. Gene Ontology annotation, biological process: protein phosphorylation. NCBI's taxonomy places the organism in Eukaryota, Metazoa, Chordata, Lepidosauria, Squamata, Agamidae.
GAGAGAGAGAGAGGUCCGGCUGAAUAGGUGACGGCGGCCACGGGGUGGGGUGGGGGGCCUUUCCCCGCGCUCCUCGUUAUUCCCCCGCCCCCUUCCCCGUGGCGCGAGAUUCAGGGAGAACGAGGAGGCCCUUCCCCCCCCUCAAAGCCUCCCUUUUCCUGUGUGUGUGGGGGGGUCUCCCUCCUUUCUCUCCUCUCGCUUCUUCCUCCUCCUCCCCCCAUCAUCAUACCGUGCUGCUUUUCGUUUUUUGGGGAGGGGGGGUCACAUCUCCCCACCCCCCACCCCGAAAUUUCCCGCGGCUACGUGCGCGAGGGUUGUGGCUUCAACGGAAAAAAAACCACCAACAACCCGGGAUCCUGGAACCCCCCCCUCCCGGGUUGGAGGCCUCCUGGAGGUGCCGGCUUGGGGGGGGAAAUCGUCCGCCUCCCCCUCCGCCCCUUCUCGCUGCCCCACAGGCAGUGAAGACAUUCUAAUGGGAGAGCCAUUCUUCUGAAAUUCAGGUUUGCUGGCUGCCAUUAUGGAUGAGCAGCAGGCUUUGAAUUCAAUCAUGCAAGAUUUGGCAGUUCUUCAUAAAGCAAGUCGUCCUUCGUUGCCUCUACAAGAAACAGGAAAAGCAAAGUCAUCUUCUCCAAAAAAACAGAAUGACAUACGAGUGAAAUUUGAACAUCGAGGAGAAAAAAGGAUUCUACAGUUCCCUAGACCCGUCAAGCUAGAAGAUCUUGCAUCAAAAGCUAAAGUUGCCUUUGGACAGCCUAUGAAUUUGCAUUAUAGCAAUAAUGAGUUGGUGAUCCCAUUAACUACCCAGGAUGACUUGGACAAAGCUGUAGAGCUUCUUGAUCGAAGCGUUCAUAUGAAGAGUCUCAAGAUACUGCUUGUUGCCCAUGGAAACACGCAAAGUAACUUGGAGCCUCUACCAUCACUGGAAGAUUUGGAUAAUACAGUUUUCCGAGUGACAGAAAGAAAAAACAGACUUUCUGUAAUAGGUUAUUAUACUCGUGACAGAAGCUCUCCUCCUCCUGGAUACAUUCCAGAUGAGCUGCACCAGGUGGCAAGGAAUGGGUCAUUCACUAGUAUCAACAGUGAAGGCGAGUUCAUUCCAGAAAGCAUGGAUCAGAUGCUAGAUCCAUUAUCACUGAGUAGUCCUGAAAACUCUGGCUCAGGAAGCUGCCCUUCACUUGACAGCCCUUUAGAUGGAGACAACUAUCCCAAGUCCCGGAUGCCAAGAGCACAGAGCUAUCCAGACAACCACCAAGAAUUUUCUGAUUAUGACCUUCCAAUAUUUGAGAAGUUUGGCAAAGGUGGAACUUACCCUCGCAGGUAUCAUGUUUCCUACCAUCAUCAAGACUACAAUGAUGGUCGCAAAACUUUUCCGAGGGCUAGAAGGACCCAGGGGAACACCUUACGGUCUCCGGUGAGUUUCAGCCCAACUGACCACUCACUGAGCACAAGCAGUGGGAGCAGCAUUUUCACUCCAGAAUAUGAAGAUGGAAGAUUGCGGAGAAGAGGAAGUGAUAUAGACAAUCCUACGUUGACAGUAAUGGAUAUCAGCCCACCCAGCCGCUCCCCACGAGCUCCAACUAACUGGAGACUUGGUAAACUGCUGGGCCAGGGUGCCUUUGGUAGAGUUUAUCUCUGUUAUGAUGCAGACACAGGCCGAGAACUAGCUGUUAAACAAGUUCAGUUUGAUCCUGACAGCCCAGAGACCAGCAAGGAGGUAAAUGCUCUUGAAUGUGAGAUUCAGCUGCUGAAAAAUCUGCUACAUGAGAGAAUUGUUCAGUAUUAUGGCUGCUUGAGAGACCCUCCCGAAAGGACACUUUCUAUAUUCAUGGAAUACAUGCCAGGGGGUUCGAUAAAAGAUCAGUUGAAGGCAUAUGGUGCGCUCACGGAAAAUGUGACUCGGAAGUACACCCGGCAGAUUUUGGAAGGAGUUCACUAUUUGCACAGUAACAUGAUUGUACAUAGAGAUAUUAAAGGAGCAAAUAUUCUCCGGGAUUCUGCAGGCAAUGUUAAGCUGGGUGAUUUCGGUGCUAGCAAAAGACUUCAGACAAUUUGCUUAUCUGGUACAGGAAUGAAGUCUGCUACAGGAACUCCAUACUGGAUGAGCCCAGAAGUUAUUAGUGGUGAAGGCUAUGGGAGAAAAGCAGAUAUCUGGAGUGUAGGCUGUACCGUGGUUGAGAUGCUCACAGAGAAACCACCAUGGGCAGAGUUUGAAGCAAUGGCUGCCAUCUUUAAAAUUGCUACCCAACCAACCAAUCCCCAGCUGCCACCUCAUGUCUCGGACCACUGUCGGGAUUUUCUAAAGCGGAUAUUUAUUGAGGCUAAGUUGCGACCGUCUGCAGAUGAACUGCUGAGACACGCAUUUGCACAUUAUCACUGAUGGCCUGCCUCGACCCAUCUCUCACUUACUGCAUUUAUUUUCUGACUGCACUUUUUCUUUUUAUACACAAAGUUGGGAAAAGACAAGAGAGAAGGUUUUUCUCUUGAUUCUUGAUUUCGUAUUGAUUGAUAAUAAUCUCUCUGCAUAUUUAGAAUGCAGAUUUUGUUUCCCAUUUAGAACUAGGGUCUUUUUGUUUCAGUAAUGUACUGAUGUGGUUCGCAUAAAGCACUUUAGUACAUAUUCAUUCCUUAUUUAAGGGGGUAAAGGCAAAUUAUUUGGACCCGUCAGGAAUUGCAUGUACGUUUUUCCCCUAGCACUGAUGACUAGCUCAGGAUGCAGGGAAAAUAUACGUGUCACUAGCAGAAGUAGAGAAAGAAAAUAUGUCCAGUUCUUUGUACUAUGUAGAUAGAGUUCCUGAGAUGUGUUGGUUGUGUUUUAGCUUUGACAAAUCUCAUCCAGAAUAUUGGAAGCAGAUUCAGAAGCUGAAAACUACAGACGGUUAAGCUGUGUGUGUUCUGAAAAGAAACCAUCUGAAUAAGCACAUCAACUGCAACCAAAUAAGUGUAUUUUUCUUUUUAAAAAAGAUGGGCUCCCUAGCAAAGUAGCUUGAAGAGUCAAGGAGGAGUCCCAUAGUCUUGAUACAUGAAUGUCCUAGAUCAGAAAUUGUAGAUAAGCAUAUUGUCCUAGAGCCAUCUUCUAGUGUUAAAGAUGCCACAUAACAUGCAGCAAACUAAUUUGCUGGAUCUGUUAAGAUCUCAUGUGAUGAGAGCUGGUCUAGAAGAGGCCUCUAGUGGCCAGGGUGAAGUCUUUGUUCUUAGUAAUUCCCUAUUCUAGUCCUUUCUGUCCUGCCCCUUGCCUAAAAUAUUUCAUAAUGUCUUAUCUUCCUUUGUUUUCUUCCCACUUUAGUUCAAAUGGUCAAGAGUCCUUAGAGUAGAAGGGGUAACAGUGCCUACUGUUACCACUUGUUGCCGAGCAGAAUUAUGUGUCUUAACAUGUGCAUCUGACUUAUUGGUUAUAUAUUGGUUAUAUAAUAUUUGCUAGUUAUAUGGAAUUAGGAUCAUGGUGAGCAUGCAGAAUUUGGCUUCCCAAAUCAGGGACUUAAUUGUGAAAUGCAACAUAAAAGAUCCCUUCUUAGUACAAGCAAGAGAGGAAAUAAAAUAGAAAUAAUACUGUAUAUUCAGUUUCAGUGCACUUAUGAUGCUAGACACAGAGUGACAUACAUUUUUUGUUACUUGAUAUACUGGUGUUUCUGUCAGUGCAUUUUAUACCUCGUUUGAUUUUACUUGUUAGAAGAAUAUCAGAUUGGCAGUUAUUACUGUCCACACUGAACAUCUGAAGAUAAUACUCAUAAAAAUAUAGAAUACUUCAAUAUUUCUGUCCCUUCAGGAAGCUGGCAAGAGGUCCUGAAUGGAAACAAUUUUCCUUUCCAGUGUCAGAAGAGAGUAAAAACCAGUGAAAAAUUAAGGCCUAUUUCUAGAAAUAGUGUUGGUAAGCUCUGCUAUAAAUUAUCCUGCAGAAGUCUUUGAGAGUCUCCUGUAUCAAAGGCAAGCCAAAUGCACUGAAGUUGAUCAGAUGUUACAUGAGCAGUACAAAAAAACAUACAAUAAAUCCAGUGCUUAAAUGUUCUACUUUAAAAAAGUCCUUAAUGAGAUCUAGAACAGUUUACAUAAACAGCACAUGGUUUGUACAUGUGGUAUGUUCUCAGUAUGUUAACCAUGGAUUAAAGAUAAUAGUAAUGACAGAUUUAUGCUUAAAGAAAGUAAUGACAGUUGAAGCCAUUGGAAGGUUAGCUUCAGGGGUGGAGGCUUGUUGCAUAUGCACCAGCCUAUAUUCAUCAGAGUACUGGAGUCUGAGAAUGAAACAAAAAUUUGUGAACGUUCACAUUGUACAACUGAUUGGCCAGUAUAGAAUAUUGGACCCAUUAGGCUUUUUGUCAUAUCCAGCAUGUUCUUAGUAAAGGACUCGUCUGGAACAUAGAUGUCGAACCUACCAGAUAUUAAAAAGCCAGAUCAAUGGAUUUUAACAAUAUUUUUAUUUUUUUAAUGAAGAGAUGUUUAUGACUGCCAAUUAAAACAAUUAGUUUCAGUGAAAAGCAUUGUAAAAUAGUCUAAGACGGGAUUCCAAAAAUGAGUGCUCUAUUAUCAAUAAUUGCUGUCAGCUCAGCCUGUAGAUCGCAGUCUGCUGUCUUCCUUUUCAGAUCUGUGCUCUUAUAUCUUGUACCCCUUAUUAUUAAAGUCCUAAACACUCUCUUUUCCCAGACAUUUGUAGGUAAAUUUACAAUACAGUAUUCCAAAUUCUGCUUUAGUCAUCCAUCAGAUUGUAACUAUGCAAAGUCAAUUAACCAAGCAAAUGUGGGGAUAAACAAAGAUUGAAAUUUUCUUCCCAACCAAACUAGUCCUUUGCUCUGUUCAAUUAUCAGUGUUUUGAAAUGUUUAAAAUCUAGCAGGCAGACAAUCACUCUAGCCUCUAAGUGACCUCGAUUAAGUGCUGCUGCAUCAGCUAAAGAUAUGUUGAAUUGAAAGUUGUGCUCCAGUGGAGGACUAGAGGACCAUGCUUAAUGGAACAGUUCUCCAUGAAAUUAUUAAAAAGAUGGCUGUCCUAAAGCUACCAAGGAGUAAGGUCUAUUGAACACUGUGGGACUUUCUUUUGUGUAAAAAUACAUAGGAUCAUGAUGUUAGAAUUGUUUCUCCAACUCUGACUCUGUUGAAGCUGCAGAACAUUAACUUGAUGGUGCUGGAAUGGAACCACCGACUGCCUGUUCAUGCUCUUUAGAUAUCCAAAGAACAGCAGACAUUGGUGCUUUUCUUCUCCUAUUUGAUCUCAAAUCAUUUGGAUGGAUUUUUGAUCCAUCACCCUUCGCCUUUAGAAAUUUGAGAUACGCAGAAAUCAGUUUCGAGGUGAAGGUGGGAGAAUGAACUUUAAUCAGGCAAGAAAGAAGAAAAUUAUUUACUGAAAUCUUAUACUAGAGAUUUACUUUUAGCAGUCUGUUUCUGCCUUUAUCAGUUUCAUCAUCUAGUUCUCUCCAUCUACCAAUAUUGGUGCUGCUAUGUUGACUUUUGGGAUAGGGAAAAGAGGUACUUAUGUGACAAUUGUCUUUUUUCCCUCCAUGUUCAGAGUGGAGCACAAUAUGAUCUUUACACAAAAGAAUACAUAUUCAUUGUGAAAGAUCCCUGGAGAGAAAGGGAAGAAAGUUGUGUCUGUCUUAUUGAACAAAAGCUGAAGGAGACUACUUGUGAAACCUUACAGGGCACAGAAUGUAUUAGGUGCAGACCUCUGAAACAUUAACUCUGAAGCAAUUGAAAGGCUCCUUAAAAUGUUUGUUACUUACAGUGCACAGGUAUAAUAGCACCUGCAAGUAUGUGAUGAGGUGAAAAAGUUAUUUAUCAGAGUAUUAAGAUGUGUGUAGAAUGAGAGUCAUAAGAGUAAAACAAUACCUCUUACUAGUCAUUCAGGAACUUUAAUGUUACGCAGAUUUUCAGAGUACUUUCACAGCUUUAGGCACUUGGAAUGCAGUUUAAAUAGAAGUUAUUUUGUGUCAAGGCUUUUUGGAUAUUUGGAUGCUUACUGUUCUUUAGACUAAAGCAAGAAGGUAUCCUUGGCAGGCUUACACAGAUAGAAAUUCUGCCUUUCUAGUGUUUUCUGUGUCCUAACUGAGACUAGAUGUGAAAAAUGCCUUAUGGGAUUCAGUUAUAUUGUUUACCUAACUGCAUCUUUUUCCACACUGUUUGUGUUGCAACACAGUACAGCUUAUAGAACCCCAAAUUUAUGUGAAACCCAUUUGUAACUGAAUUAAUGUGUACUGUGCUUCAAAAACCCACUUCUUUUCUUCUGAAGAAUUACAGAUUCAACUGGGGGCCAGAAAUGCAAACAUGUCUUCAUUUAUUUUGUGUUCUGGACAUUUACAUCUAAGCAACAUGAAGUUUAAAGGCUUGCAGAAUUUUAACAAGGGUCUUUUGUUACCAAAAAUAAUGAAAAUGGACUUUAGCGUGCAGCAUAUGAUUUUUAACUCUUCUGAAUUGUUGAAAGAAACUGUAAUGUUUGGCAGCAUUCAGAUUCUGGGAUGAAUUACUCAGAUUGCAGUGCACAGCUUGCCUCCCUAAAUUAAAGUGUCUUUGUCUUAUUAUGGUGGGGGAGGCUUUUAAAAAUCUCCUAGCAGAAUAGUGUAAUUGUUCUUUGUGCCUUUUUCAAACACUGCAUUUUGUCUUGACAAUGGCAAUUAAAAAGUGAUGCAAAAACACAAAUAUCUCUGAAGGUUUCCAGCAAUGUAAGUACAGCCCUUGUUGUUAUUCAGGUUGUAUAAAUGUUGUCACAGACCUCUAUCAGAGUCCCUGUAGUGUUUUUAAAAUGUUAUAGGUAGGUUUAUUAACACUCAUGUUUGCCUCUAAUGACCAGGUUGCAUAGUUCAAAGAUACUUGACUCUUAAUUCUUAAUAAUUUUGCCAUUGAUAAUGUGCAUAUUUUAGAAAUAAACUAUAUAUUUCAUGUAACCACAGACAUCACUGAGAUGCCAAACCCACAAAGUGUAGCAAUUGACAACAAGUCUGAUGUUAACAAUUUUGUUUUCUGUCAAAUGGGUCAGAGGGGUGCUUACAUGAUUAAUCAACUGCUAUCUAAUUGUUACAAUCUAUUAAUAAAGCAAUUACAGAAGUAAAAUAGUAACCUUGAAGGUUGUGAAAAGAGUUGCAAUCUCCUGGCAGGAUUGUCAACUCAUUUUUAAUUGUGCCCCAUUUGGAAAGACACAUAACUCUUGUAUUUUCAGAAUUCUAAGGAUAUAGGAAGAUAAAUAAUCUGUAGACCAGUACUUAAAAUAAUCAAUAAUUUUUAUGAUGAUUAAACACAGUUCUGAGGAAGAUUUGGCAAUAGAAAAGGUUAGAAGGUUUAAGAAGAAAAGGUUAAAGUAAUUGGUAAAGCUUUCAAGAAUAUGCUAUCAGUUUGGCAAUAACAGGACCUCCAGCUCUCUUAACUCAACUAGUUGGUUUGUAUUAGUAAGCAAAGCAAAAAGCAAAGAACGCUAGUUAUAUACCACCCCAUAGUGCUAAAGCAACCUCAGAAGGAAUGAAGGCUGAGUUGACCUUGAACCAGCUACCUAAAUCUGUUAGGAUCAAACUCAGGUCGUGAGCAGUGUCUUAGCUACAGUACUGAAGUUUUGCAACUGCACCUCAAGGCUCCUAAUAUUAAUGUUGUUUUUUAUGCUAUACUAUUUGAAAGUAAACUUGAUGUUGCUCAAAUUGCAUUGGAAACAAUUUCACAAACUGUCUAGGUUCAAGUAGGCUAUAUUUAGAACAAAAGCUUCCAGAAUCCUGUUUAGAUGGGUCCUGUCUUUAAGAGUAAAGAAAACACUUUACUCAUAAUAUGCACCCUCAUUCUUUGUUUGAAAUGAAAGCAGCUUGCUAAGGCUCAGGAUCUACUCCCUAAAUCACAAGCUAAAUUAAUAAAUGUUAUAUUCAUUUCUAAUAUCUUAGUUUUAGAUUAAUGUGGCAGGGAAAGGGGAGGUUAUUGAUGUGGAAUUUGGCCAUUAUCUUCACACACAUGGUACCUAAAAUAAAUACAUUCUUGAAAAUUGAGGAACCACCCAACUUGUCUAUCAAAGUUUUAAAAAGAGAGGCCUUUAAAAUAUGUUAAAAGUCUUGCUGAGAAAAAAAAAUCUAAACCAGUAACAUAAGCUUUAUUACUUCACAUUUUAAAAAAGAAUUGAAAAACAUUCUAAACUAUGUACAUAACCAUUCAUUUCUAAAUUCUGUACUUUUGUGUUAGGUGAAUAUUGCUUUGUGUUAGGUGAAUAUUGCACUUCUUUUCUUAGGAUACACUCCUGUAUGAAUAAAAUUUACCUUUGUAGUUAUAACAUAAUUCAAACAAAUUACAGUGCCUUUAUCUAUAUGCCUUACUUUUUUGUUGUUGCCAAUUACAGUGGGGAGCAGAAAGUCACACAGGAGCAAUCAGUAUAUUAUUAGAAGUCUAGAAGAGUGUCAGAUUCCAAUUUUUUUCCAUGUUGCUUAAUUAUGUGCAGUAUUUUUAAAUUUGUUGAUUUAACUAGUUGGUGCUUACGAGAAUUUUGAUUUAUUUUUAAAAGUAGUUCUAUACACACACUAGUCUUUCAUAUCUUUUCUGAAAACAAGGGUACAGUGUGUGAGCACAAUCCAGCCAAUGUUCAGCAUGUUCAAGCCUCGUUCAUUUCAAAGAUAGGUUUGAAUAUAUGCUUGAAUCUUUUCUAAUGAGUUAAAAGCACUUAAUUUUGGAUUGACUUUAUUCUUACUCUGAUUGGGAAGUACAGUAGCCAGUUCUAUUACCAGUUUGUUCUCUUAAAAAUAUCUCCUAGGUUUUGACUCUUGCACUCAGUGCCAUACUAAUGCCAGUGUAGUGACCCAAAUCCUCUUGCAUAGCAACACAACUGGUGUAACAUUUGGAACCAAAUUGCCCUAAGUUAAGAAUUCAUCACAGACAUCAGUUGCACACUGUGUCAUACAACUUAAUACACAACUAAUAAUGUCGAUGAUAAUUUCUUAACUUGGAGCAAUUCACCUCCAAUGUUGCAUCAUUUGUGCUACACCAGCGUAAGCAAGCAAGAAGAUUUGGGCCAAUGUGUAAACAAGUCAGGUGAGCUGCUAAUGAUAGCUAAAUUCUUCUGUGGUGGUACUUGUUGUUUAAAUUAUGCGACAGUAUUGGUUUUAUAUAAACAAAUACAAUUUCAAGAAACAUUUGGUCCUGUACAAAGAAUUUAGAUAGUUUCAAGAAACAUAUUUCCAUUUUUUUCUUUUCCUGAUGAUGUCAUGUAAUUAAAACAAAGAAGUACAAACCUUAUUGCCAUUGUCCAGAUGUAAUGCAAUAUAAGUUGCACCGGCAGUCUUUUCAUCAGUUGUGUCUGAUGAUGAGUACAGACUUUGAGAAACUUGUUCAGCAUUCAUAACAUAGUUUCUCUUUUUGUCUUUAAAAUAUAUCACACGUUUGUGUGUGUGUGUGGGGAGAGUUUUACGUGCUAGAUAGUCCAUGUGAUGAUUUUUGGAUUAGCAAAGGGAUUACUGCCAACAUACCAGUACUUAAUUACUGGUUAGUUCCUUGUAUCUAUUUGGGGCAUGUAUGCAUGUGCAAAUCACUGAAAACCAAAGCUUUUCUACCCCUAUACUGUAUAUGUGCACACAGCCAAAAGUAAUAUUUAGCUUAGUGACUGUUAAGUUUUCUAACUAUUUGUAAGCUUUGUGCUGGAUAUAACAACUACCAGGGCAGGCCAGGUCGCACAUGCAGUCCAAGUGGUUGCUUGAGCAGCAAUACUUUUAGGGGCACCAAUGAAGCUGUGUGUAACUGAAGCGCUGCAUUCUACAUGUUCUGUAACGUUUCAGGGGAAAGGUGACCUUGUACUGUAUUGUGCAGCCUGGAGGAUGGAGAUGGGGGCUGCAAAAUGUAUUGAUUUUGAUGACUGCAGGUGCUACUUAGUACUGUUAUUGGACACUGCCUGACUUCUGCUCAAUGUUGAUAUAAAGAUAUGGCCGUACUGAAAUCACAAGGAGAAUCUAGUACUGUGGAAAAAAGCUAAAAAUAUAUCCAUACCUUGCGGGGUAGGGGGAAUGUUACAGAAGUGAACAAAGACUUAAAUGAAAGGUGGAAGUAUGUACGUCUCAUCCAAAAUCCAGGUUUGUCUGGCAACUAGAGGAAAAAUUGAUUAGAAAAAAAAAAUGUUUGCCACCAUACUAUAAAUUUAUCUCAAAUGUGCUUGAGAAUUGAAAGGCAGUGGAAGCAAUGUUUCAUUGUGUGAAAUGCUGUUCUGCAGCCUUGUGAGCAUAAUAGAAUUGAUGUUAUUAUCAGUAGGAAAUUGCCACUGAGCAAAGGCUUCCUUUGGUGAUUUCAUGGUACAUGCAACUUUGUCACUGUGAGUUGCAUGCACCCCAAAAAUAUCAAAGGAAGCCAUUAAUCAGUGGUGAUUUCCCCUGCUGCUGUCAUUCCUGUUGUGCAUGCAGAGCUACACAACAGGAUUUCAGCCGUUGUGUAAAAAGAAGCUCAAUUUUUGUUCAUGCUUAAAUGUGUUGAUGACUGACACUCACCUUUAACUGAAGCGCUGAAGCAUAUAAUUGAACGUAUUCAAUAUGCUAAAUGUACUAGAUUGUACUUGCAGAGGAUUUAGGCAUUCCCAGCUUAUGCUUAAUAUUUUUUCAUGGCAGAUCAUUCUCACAAUAUCCAUUGGAGUAGCCAGAUGAAUUAUAAAAGUUUAUAGAUUUUCCUAAGAAGUAUGCUUACAUUUGCAGUAUUCACACUGACACUCAUUGGAGAAAUAUAAGCAUAUAGAAGGCUGGUCAAGGGAAAAUGUCUGUACAUAUGCAAAAAUGUAGGCACAACCUCUGUCUUCUAGUGACUAUACUAGCAGAAAGAGAUUGAAAUGUUACACACCAUAUAAAAUGUGAAGCUUACAUUAUUGGUCACUCUUUGACUGAAACUUCAAGCAUGACAUUAGCAAAAAGUGCUCUCUCUCUCACAAAGAAGCCAAAUUAUUAAAUAAGAAAAUUAGUAACAAUUACCACAGAAUGAAGUUAUGAGAAGCCAGACAAAGAUCCUUGUUGAGUUGUAAAAUGAGAUGUAAAAUGAGUUGUUAAUCAGCAGAAUGAGUUUUAGAGAUUUCAUGAAAGUUUUUGAAAUAAAAUAUUUCAUUUAUAUUUUAUUCAUUGUAAGUAUGGUUAUACCAGACACUUCAUCAGAUUUCAGUGGAUGUUGGAUAGAUUUUACUUAUUUUCACCUUCCACUUGUGCUUCUGCAAUGUUUUUCUGGGUAUGCAGUUUAACUUUGCAACUGAAAGGAAGAAGAGGAUUUAAAAAGUUGAGUCUCUAAGUCAGUUAUAAUGGGCCAAAUUAUUCCUUGUGCCAUAGCAGACUAGACCAUUGCCCCGAUUUCUAAGGAGGUGGACCAUCUCAUUCCAAAUAAUUCAGAGCCAUAUUUCUCACUUAGAUAUCUUGAUUGAAUGGAAGUCAAAGAUGCAAAUCCAAGUGGACAUUUCCUAAGCUACUGAAACCAUUGGCAGCACGUACAUUUUCAUUUAUGUGAAAUAUAUUUUUCUGGGUUUUUCUUUCACUUAUCAAUGAAGAGUGUACACAAACAUACUUUUAAUACAGCUUUUGGCAAUAGCUGGAGAGUUGAAAGAAGUCUCUUAUAGCUGGUAUGUUUUUGUUGUUUUUAAUUGAUUUGCCUUUAACUCUUUAACCAAGAAGCAAGAACAAAAAGAGACUACUGAAAUUCUCUCUGGUUAAUUCAUAUAUAAUUAUUUAAUUUGUUAUGUGACUGUAAAUGAAACACCUUGGGAUUUGCAUGGAGAGUAUCACUGGGUUUCCAGUGUCCUUUGGGGAAGAAAUUUAGCAUAUCUUUCCCAAGAGGUCUCUCUUGGCUUCCAGAUAUCUAGAGAAUUCACAAACUAGUUUGAUUGCAGUGGUGAGACUAUCUGCAAAUUUAUCCCAAUGUGACUAUACCUCCCCCCCCCC